Messenger RNA from Oryzias latipes (Japanese medaka), 2206 nucleotides. RefSeq lists its product as uncharacterized. Lineage: Eukaryota; Metazoa; Chordata; Actinopteri; Beloniformes; Adrianichthyidae. The record is from RefSeq and is a predicted model, not a curated record.
UGCACAUAACGAAGGAGUUCUACUUCCGCCGCCUUGAGUGUGAGGCCGACCAUUUCCGGUUUGCGACUUCUAUAGCAGCGACACGGCAGAUUUUGAUUGCGAAAGAUGGCAUAUUUCACCCGUUGUCUACAAGGUCUCCCGAAAAUCGACGUGAACGACAUCUACAGGAUUGUCGACCAGUGUUUAUCUGCACCCGGUUGUAAGCGUGAAAAAGGAUUUCGAUUGUACAUUUCAAGUUACAUCCACAACUUUGAAGUGUCCAAGAAAGAUCCAGUGACAGGAGUAGUGUGUGUGAGGGCGUUAUGUCAUCCGUCAAUGGACAGAUCUAAACCACCUCACAUUUUAAGAGUGGGAUAAGUGUAGCGUUAAGAUGGUUACCCAUGUUCCUGGGGUAAUCAUCAUGUUCUUUUGGUUCUUUGCGUUACCCAUGUUCCUGGGGUAAUCAUGUUCUUCUUUUUUUUCUUUUUAUUGCUCUAGGUUAACCACGUUCAUUUGGUUGACCAUGUUCCCCAUUCAUGUUGUAAACGGACAGUGUACGCUUAGUCCUACGUUACUAUGUUAUGUUUUCACUAACAGCAAUCAGUGGUGUAGUAUAGUUUGUUUUUCCAGGUAUACUGAACAUCCCAGGGUAAAGGUGAAACACAUAAGAUGGGUAUAAUAAUAUAAACCUGCUAAGUUUAAGAAGGUAUACUGCAAUCUUGGUACGUGUUAAGUGGGGAUUCUGAGUGUACCUGCAAAUCAAAUAGACUGCUCCACUGACCACAUUAAAAGAAAAAGAUUAUUAAUCCCUUUACUAACAGUGUUUAAAAGAAAAAAGUUAAGAUUUUACUAGCUAUUUUAACAGUGUACAAAAAUAAAUAGUAGCUUACUUGAGUAGCCCAUAUUAAUAUAUGACAAAUCAGAGUUGCCACUUUUUAAAAAAUAUAUUUCUUUUAACAUCUUGUUACAGGUGGGUCUGAAGGACUCCAUCCCUGUUGAGCUGGCCCAUCACAGCUGUACAUGUGUAGCUGGAUCAGUGCUCUGUAACCAUUGUGUGGCUCUACUUUUCCAGUCUGCACAUUAUUCUCAGCUUGACAUUCCAGUUGUUCCUCCAGUGCUGAGCUGUACGGAGAGUGAACAACAGUGGCACAAGCCAAGAACCCUGGGUGUUAAACCAGGUCCCGUCGAGAAGAUGGCUGUGAUGUCUGCCAAACCAAAGCAGAGGACCAUGAUCGAGGGAGUAAAGUCCACAUUGUACAAAGCCAUCAGUGGAGAGGUGCUGGACCUGUCCACUCUCAGUGUGUCAGAGACCUACAAAGAGUUCACCCCUGUUUCUGCACCAACCAUCUGUACAAUGGGUAUCACCUGUGAGGUCCCGCUAGUGGACUCUGCACUCGGUUUGGUACAAGAAGGCAGUCCCCUGUCAUACCAACAACCCAAGGCAAGAAGUGGCCCUUUUGCUCACAUUGAUGCUCCACCACGCCCAGAUUUGCCAUUGGCUGGAUGCAGACUGGAGACAUCAUGCAGUAUGUUUGUUUUCACUGAGCAUCAACAGCUGCACUUCAAGUCACUUGAGGUUACCUGGGAGAUGGCAAACAAAAUAGAAUAUGCAACUAGGGGUCAAAGUACAUCAGCAGACUGGCAUAGACUAAGAAAACCCAGACUCACGUCCUCACAUUUUGGAGAAAUAUGCCAUGCUAAACCAUGCACCUUAGAUAAAAUGGCAGACCGGCUGCUCAAAGGGGUUCGUCAGACUGCAGCAAUGAAGAGGGGUCUCGAAAUGGAAGCUGAUGCCAUUGAAGAGUACUGCAAGCUUAAGAGGGUGAACUACUACCCUUGUGGCUUCAUUAUACACCCCGACACUCCAUGGCUAGGUACAUCCCCAGAUGGGGUUGUCUUUGACCCUACAGAAAGUACUGAAUUCGGCCUUGUGGAAAUAAAAUGUCCAAAUGUUAAGAGCUAUGUGGAUUAUCCUCAUCUGAAAAUGAAAGACGGCAACCUGGAAUUGAAGCAGGGUCAUGGCUACUACUGGCAGGUGCAGGGUCAGCUGCUCCUAACAGGGGUGGAGUGGUGCGAUUUUGUGGUGUUUGCGGAGGAAGACACCCUGAUUCAAAGAAUAUACCGGGACAGUGAUGUGAUGCAAAAAAUAAGAGAGAGAGCAGACUUCUUCUUUUUCUACACAUACCUACGUAAAUAUUUGCUGUAAUAAAAUGAAUUCUCAGUAGAA